GCCACGCGUGCGGCAGGCCUCGGAUCAGCGCCCCAGCGGAGCGGGCGCGUACUUUUUUCGCCUCCGACGUGUUUCCGGCCUUAAAGGCAUUUCGCCCUUCCCUUUAAGACGCACCGCCCCCUCUCAGUCACUCCCAAGAUGGCGGACCUACUGGGCUCCAUCCUGAGCUCCAUGGAGAAGCCACCCAGCCUCGGUGACCAGGAGACUCGGCGCAAGGCCCGAGAGCAGGCUGCCCGCCUGAAGAAACUACAAGAGCAAGAGAAACAACAGAAAGUGGAGUUUCGUAAAAGGAUGGAGAAAGAGGUGUCAGAUUUCAUCCAAGACAGUGGGCAGAUCAAGAAAAAGUUUGAGCCUAUGAACAAGAUAGAGAGGAGCAUCCUACAUGAUGUAGUGGAAGUGGCUGGCCUGACAUCCUUCUCCUUUGGGGAAGACAAUGACUGUCGCUAUGUCAUGAUCUUCAAAAAGGAGUUUGCACCCUCAGAUGAAGAGCUGGACUCCUACCGUCAUGGAGAGGAGUGGGACCCCCAGAAGGCAGAGGAGAAACGGAAGCUGAAGGAGCUGGCUCAGCAGCAGGAGGAAGAGGCAGCCCAACAGGGACCUGCAGUGGUGAGCCCUGCCAGUGACUACAAGGACAAGUACAGCCACCUCAUUGGCAAAGGAGCAGCCAAGGAUGCGGCCCACAUGCUACAAGCCAACAAGGCCUAUGGCUGUGUGCCUGUGGCCAACAAGAGGGACACACGCUCCAUUGAAGAGGCCAUGAAUGAGAUCCGAGCCAAGAAGCGUCUGCGGCAGAGUGGGGAAGAGUUGCCAACUACCUCCUAGGCUCCCCACCCAGCACCCUUUGACCUCUGGGCAGGACAGGAGGCAGGGAGGGACAAGGCUGCUGCUAUUAGGACCCAUCCUGGAGCCCCACCUCCUAACCGCCUCCUGCCAGCUGUCACUCAGGCUGGGGGGAAGCAGGUGUUCGAUGUGUCACUGUUGGAGCUUGGAUAUGUAUGUGGUGUGUGUGUUUGUGUGAAAGAAGAGUGUGAAUGUGUAGGUGGGUAUUUAAUCUGUAUUAUUCUUUGUUCUUCUUGGAACUUCCUUCCCCAUGGGGCUGGGGUUACUUUACAUUCAAUAAACACUUUUUGAUCCAA
Molecule: messenger RNA, 1136 nt
Organism: Ictidomys tridecemlineatus (thirteen-lined ground squirrel)
Lineage: Eukaryota; Metazoa; Chordata; Mammalia; Rodentia; Sciuridae
Gene: Spag7
Product: sperm associated antigen 7
Molecular function (GO): nucleic acid binding
Source: RefSeq, a predicted model, not a curated record